GUCACGGGUCAGCUGACUGGUUUGUUUUGCUGGCGUCGCUCUGAUAAAAACACAGCCAGUUUAAAGGAAGCGACGACACUGAAGCCUCAUCUACACUAGGCCCGACACUUUUACAGCGAAACAAGGGCACAUCGUAUCCACGUAAACCUACGUUUUAUGCGUUUAAGCUUCUGUGCUCCCCAGAUAUAGGCCUGUAGUUGUAUUAUUUGACACCGUCGCUACCUCAGUUUUUACUUCGCCUACUGCCAGCUGACUUUGACGCAAUAUGCCUUCAGAGAAAACCUUCAAACAAAGAAGGACGUAUGAACAGAGAGUAGAAGAUGUCAGACUGAUUCGGGAGCAGCACCCAAACAAGAUCCCUGUCAUCAUUGAGCGGUAUAAAGGAGAGAAACAGCUGCCCAUCCUGGACAAGACCAAGUUCCUGGUGCCAGACCAUGUUAACAUGAGUGAACUCAUCAAGAUUAUUAGGAGGCGUCUCCAGCUAAACUCAAACCAGGCAUUCUUUUUGCUUGUGAAUGGCCACAGCAUGGUGUCUGUGUCUGCGGCCAUCUCUGAGGUGUAUGGACGUGAGCGUGACCAGGACGGCUUUCUCUACAUGGUCUACGCAUCCCAGGAGACUUUCGGCAGUGCCACCAUCCCGCAGUGAACCGCCUUUUCACGACACAUACCUUUGGACAAUGCUAGUUUUUAGUCCCCCACCCUCCCCUCCUUUUGGGUUGUACACAUAAUCCUUACUGUAAUCCGCCCAGUAACCCCGGGAGUCGACCAAAAGAGUUCAGUAGAGAAAGCUGCUUUUUAUUAUCUGACAACAGCCCUCCUAUACCCAUCAGUCACAGAGGAUAUUUCUGGUAUUGUAAUCCCUUAAUUUUAAUGUACAUAUGUUUUUAUGUAGCAAUAUCGACAUAUAUAGGAAUUCUUGGGGGAGGGUUUGCCAUUUCCCCCAAUCUACUUUUGCCACAGGAAGGAUCUUUAAUACCAAGUUUAUCAUUCCCAUUGGUGUCAUUGCGUCCCGCCUUGUCUAGCCUGAAGCAUUUUUGCUGUUUAAAUGAAGAUGUUAGGAAACAGCUU
Messenger RNA from Periophthalmus magnuspinnatus, 1068 nucleotides. It is a transcript of the gene map1lc3b, whose product is annotated as microtubule-associated protein 1 light chain 3 beta. The record is from RefSeq and is a predicted model, not a curated record. The coding region runs from base 266 to 646 and encodes 126 amino acids. The transcript has 4 exons. Gene Ontology annotation, cellular component: autophagosome; cytosol; autophagosome membrane. Gene Ontology annotation, biological process: autophagy of mitochondrion; macroautophagy; autophagosome assembly. Gene Ontology annotation, molecular function: ubiquitin protein ligase binding. Lineage: Eukaryota; Metazoa; Chordata; Actinopteri; Gobiiformes; Gobiidae.